GGAAGGUUGAGAAACACUGCUUUCAGUUUUUCGAACCCUCUCCUGUUAAUGGUAAAAUGCCUUGAAAGCAGCCUCUCCCCAUGUCUUCCAGAGGGAGGUUUUGCUAGUUGACUUCCAAAGAGUUAAAGCAAAACAUGUGGAUUCCUAGAGAGUAAGUGAGUGGCCAAUCAGAAUCCUCCUGCAGGCCAGGCCCCUCCUCUUCUGGCCAUGUGGAACUCUUCCUGGAGGAGGAGGAGGAGUGGCUGGGAGAGCCUUGGAGAGAGUGCCUUCCUUCUUUCCUUCCAUCCUUCCUUCCUUCCUUCCUUCCUUCCUUCCUUCCUUUCUUCCUUCCUUCCUUCCUUCCUUCCUUCCCAGAGGGGGCCAUGGCUCUCCUGCUGCCCAGGUUGGAGCCUGGCUGCCAGGAGAGGCCGCAGGAGGGAAGCCAGCCCGGUGGUGCAUCUUCAGGCCCAGCAGAGCCAAGCCAGGACCCUCCGCCUGCCUUUCCUGCUGCUGCUGCUGCUGCUGGGAAUGGGGGGCAGUGGUGGGGAGGAGGAGGAGGAAGCCUUCUGGUGGGGAAGGAGGAGGGGGGGCUGCUAAGGGGAGAGCCCCCACCACCUUCAGGGGCAGAGCGCCAGAGCUUCAGGCAGUUCACCUACCAGGAGGCCUUGGGGCCCCGAGAGGCCUGCAGCCGCCUCCACUCUCUCUGCCGCCUGUGGCUGAAGCCCCAGCGACACUCCAAGGCGGAGAUGCUGGACCUGGUCAUCCUGGAGCAGUUCCUGGCCGUCCUUCCUGCCGAGAUGGAGCGCUGGGUCAGGGAAUGUGGGGCAGAGACCAGCUCCCAGGCCGUGGCCUUGGCUGAAGGCUUCCUCCUGAGUCGGGCCCAAGAGGAGAAGGAGGAGGAGACACUGGCAGCGGACUUGUGUGCAGAAGUGUCUUCCGCCUUGGAAAGGCCUCCCUCCACCUCCAGCCGGAUGCCGGAUUGUGCAGGACAAAGGGACCCUCCCAGCUCCACAAGAGGUGAAUCAGAACCAAAACAUACUGGCUUACCUUUACCUUUUGAUGUAUGCAGCCCACCAGAUCAGGUGACCUUCCAAGAUGUGGCGGUAUCUUUCAGUCAGGAGGAGUGGGCCCUGCUGGAUCCAGACCAAAGGGCCUUGCAUCGGGAGGUCAUGGAGGAAAAUAUGGAGAUGGUGUCUUCUUUAACAACUCACAGAGAAGUGGAAUCAUUUCAAUGCCAGAGCUGUGGAAAGAAGCAGGAGCUGUGUCUCUCCUGUCAGCAAGCAACGUACACUAAGGACUUCAUCACAUCAAGGCAAGGAAACGUUUGGCUGAGAAGAACUCCCCUUUUCAAUGAAACAGAUGAUUUCCCUACCUUCAUCACACUGUUUAAUGUAUCCAUGCAACUUAGUCGUACUCUGUAUUUUUAUUAUCAUACUCCAGAGCAGUGUUUCUCAACCUGGGGUCAGGACCUAUUGUUCCCUUGUGCCGUGGUCUCUAGAGCAGCAAAAAGUCACCCCCCUCCCUCAAUGGGACACCCCUUAAAUCUUGAGAAAUAUGUCCUGACAUAUGAUUGGUUUCCACACCUUUUCACCUUCAGGAGACUUACACACCUACCACUCUGGAAGCCAGAUCACGUCUCUCUUCUACUACAAAUGGAGAUAGAAAGACUGCAAAGAAGGAAUCGCUACCUGCUGCAAGUGCUGCUCUUCCUGAAAAGGAUGCUUGAGAGGCCAGGCAAGAGUUUCGACCCUGUGGCCUCCCAAUCGCCUGUUCUUUCCUGGUAUGGUACGACUCCGGAGCCCAGGAGGUGGUGGGUGAGACCGCGCACCCGCCGUCGUUGGUGGAAGGAAGAGGUUUUGUCCCUUUGGGAUGAGGAGAUGUGGGUGUCCAACUUCAGGAUGUCCAGGGAAACCCUUUUUGAGCUUUCCAACUGCCUUCGACCGCAUCUGGAGCGUCAGGUCACAACCCUGAGGCAACCCAUCAGCGUGGAGGAAAGGGUCGCAAUCGCGAUAUGGUGGCUUUCGUCACCUUUGCUCUACAGAAAGGUUGCCUCCCGUUUCGGGGUUGGAGAAUCGACUGUCGCAGUUCUCGGAAUAGAGGUCUGCCUUGCCAUAGAAAAAGCACUUCUUGGAAAAACGGUCCAGCUCGGGGACUACAAGCAGAAUCCUCCUGCAGGCCAGGCCCCUCCUCUUCUGGCCAUGUGGAACUCUUCCUGGAGGAGGAGGAGGAGUGGCUGGGAGAGCCUUGGGAGAGAGUGCCUUCCUUCCUUCCUUCCUUCCUUCCUUCCUUCCUUCCUUCCUUCCUCCUUCCUUCCUUCCUUCCUUCCUUCCUUCCUUCCUUCCCAGAGGGGGCCAUGGCUCUCCUGCUGCCCAGGUUGGAGCCUGGCUGCCAGGAGAGGCCGCAGGAGGGAAGCCAGCCCGGUGGUGCAUCUUCAGGCCCAGCAGAGCCAAGCCAGGACCCUCCGCCUGCCUUUCCUGCUGCUGCUGCUGCUGCUGCUGGGAAUGGAGGGCAGUGGUGGGGAGGAGGAGGAGGAGGAAGCCUUCUGGUGGGGAAGGAAGGAGGGGGGGCUGCCAAGGGGAGAGCCCCCACCACCUUCAGGGGCAGAGCGCCAGAGCUUCAGGCAGUUCACCUACCAGGAGGCCUUGGGGCCCCGAGAGGCCUGCAGCCGCCUCCACUCUCUCUGCCGCCUGUGGCUGAAGCCCCAGCGACACUCCAAGGCGGAGAUGCUGGACCUGGUCAUCCUGGAGCAGUUCCUGGCCAUCCUUCCUGCCGAGAUGGGGCGCUGGGUCAGGGAAUGUGGGGCAGAGACCAGCUCCCAGGCCGUGGCCUUGGCCGAAGGCUUCCUCCUGAGUCGGGCCCAAGAGGAGAAGGCGGAGGAACAACAGCUGGCGGACUUGUGUGCAGAAGUGGCCUCUGCCUUGGAAAGGCCUCCCUCCACCUCCAGCCGGAUGCCGGAUUGUGCAGGACAAAGGGACCCUCCCAGCUCCACAAGAGGUGAAUCAGAACCAACACAUACUGGGUUACCUCUUCCUUCUGAUGAACGCAGCACACCUUCUGUGACACCAGAUCAGGUGACCUUCCAAGAGGUGGCCGUGUCCUUCAGUGAGGAGGAGUGGGCCCUGCUGAAUCCAGAACAAAGGGCCUUGCAUCAGGAGGUCAUGGAGGAAUAUUUGGAGACACUGUCCUCUUUAACAACAAACAGAGAAGAGGAGUCAUCUCAAUACCGGGACUGUAGAGAGAAUCAGGAGCUGUGCCUCCCUACUCAGCAAGCAAUGUACACUAAGAGGAAGCCCUUCAAGUGCUUGGAGUGCGGAAAAUGUUUCAAUCACAAGAAAAGCAUUGCUUAUCACCAAGCAGUGCACACCGGAAAGAAAGGGUUCAAAUGCUUGGAGUGUGGAAAGGGCUUCAUUCAGAAGAUAAAGCUCACCUAUCACAAAGCAAUUCAUACUGGGGAAAAGCCAUAUAAAUGCUUGGAGUGUGGAAAGAGUUUCACUCAGAAGACAGGCCUCACCUGUCAUCAAGCUACUCAUACUGGGGAGAAGCCAUUUAAAUGCUUGGAGUGUGGAAAGGGCUUCAUUCACAAGAUAAGUCUUGCCUAUCAUCAAGCUACUCAUACUGGAGAGAAGCCAUUUAAAUGCUUGGAGUGUGGAAAGGGCUUCAUUCAGAAGAUAAACCUCACCUAUCAUCAAGCUACUCAUACUGGGGACAAGCCAUUUAAAUGCUUAGAGUGUGGGAAGGAUUUCACUCAGAAGACAGGCCUCAACUAUCAUCAAGCUACUCAUACUGGGGAGAAGCCAUUUAAAUGCUUGGAGUGUGGAAAGAGUUUCAUUCGGAAGACAAGGCUUACCUAUCAUCAAGCUACUCAUACUGGGGAGAAGCCAUUUAAAUGCUUGGAGUGUGGGAAGUCUUUUAUUCAGAAGGGAAAUUUCACUUCUCACCAAAGAAUUCACUCAAGGGAGAAACCCUUUAAAUGUUUGGAGUGUGGAAAGAGCUUCCGUCAAAAGGGAUGCUUUGCCUCUCACCAGACCAUACACACAGCGAAGAAACCCUUUAAAUGCUUGGAGUGCGAAAGCUCUUUUACAGAGAAAAGAUGUCUCAUUGCUCAUCAAGCAGCGCACUCUGGGGAAAAGCCAUUCAAAUGCUUGGACUGUGGAAAGGGCUUUGCACGGAAGUCAAACCUCACUCAACAUCAAAGAAUCCACUCUGGGGAAAAACAUUUCAAUGUUUGUAGUGUAAAAGAAGUGUCAAACUGAAGACAUCCCUACAUCAUCAAGAGACGUGUGGGGGAAAAAAACCCUU
Molecule: messenger RNA, 4278 nt
Organism: Anolis sagrei ordinatus
Lineage: Eukaryota; Metazoa; Chordata; Lepidosauria; Squamata; Anolidae
Source: RefSeq, a predicted model, not a curated record